Molecule: messenger RNA, 2508 nt
Organism: Macroventuria anomochaeta
Lineage: Eukaryota; Fungi; Ascomycota; Dothideomycetes; Pleosporales; Didymellaceae
Exons: 3
Coding region: 1-2508 (835 amino acids)
Biological process (GO): vesicle-mediated transport
Cellular component (GO): endocytic vesicle; cytosol
Molecular function (GO): ubiquitin binding; guanyl-nucleotide exchange factor activity; small GTPase binding
Source: RefSeq, a predicted model, not a curated record
AUGUCUCCCCCGAACGCAGCUCCGCAACCCGCCGCAAGCCAGGACCAGCCACAUGAAGAGCCGCUGGAAGACGCACACGAGGGGCAGGAAGACCGCCUGAACGCGUCCACUGGAGCUGCAGCGGGGCAAGUCGAGCAGUCUGGAGAGGAGAAGAAGGCCAAGCAAGACGACGGCGCCAAGGCGGGGCAGGCUGCAGAGGCUCGAGGAGAGAGGUUGGCAGACGAUGGCGUAGCGACUGCGGACACCAAGCCAGUCGAGAAGGCGCAAGAGGCGCAAGAGGCGCAAGACUCGUCUGCCCCGGCACAGUGCGCAGAGACUGCGCCGGCGGAGACGAAGCCAGACGAGCGAACGUCUGCGGAGCUGGUCGAGCAGCUCACGGCCAAGACACAAGAGAUCGCCCUCCACUCAACCCCGGCUCGAGCACCAACGCCCACAGAGAAGGCAGCCGGCAAGGCAGCCGGCAAGACAGCUGUCCGCUCGCCGUCACCGCCGCCCCCGCCGCCCCCGCCGCCCCCGCCGCCGAAAGACGAGAAGUACCUGUGCACAAGCAAUGGGCCCAGUCGCUCGACGUCACCGCUGGCACGGCACGACAAGAGCGCGAGAAACUCGGAAGAUGCUGCUGCGGCAGACUACACGUCCAAGCUGGACGGUGGUGCAGAUGUCGCCAACGACGACCAGUCGGAGAUCCAGAGCAUCAUGGAGCAGUUCGAGCACAGCAGCGGUGGCCCAGGCGCAGAGGAGAUCACGUCGCCCCGUCUAGAGUUCGCAGGCCCGCUGCUCGAGUCCCCCGCCUUCCCUCCUCGCCAAUCGAGCCUCGUACCCGUCGACAAGCCACUCCCAACCCCGGCCGAUGACACAGCCUCAGUGCACUCUCUCCAAUCACCUCCGCCGAGGGCGUCGUCGCUGUAUCGCGUCGGGACGAAUACAUCCUUCGUCGAGCCUACGUCGCCCAGCGCACAUGCACCGCAGUACAAGCCCGCGCAGCCAGCUCCAGAGCCCGAGCCAGACCUGCCCUUCGACUUCCACCGCUUCCUCGAGCAACUCCGCCACCGCACCGCUGACCCCGUCGCCAAGUUCCUGCGCUCGUUCCUGCUUGAGUUCGGCAAGAAGCAGUGGAUGGUGCAUGAGCAGGUAAAGAUCAUCGGCGACUUCCUCGAGUUCAUCAGCAAGAAGAUGGCACAAUGCGAGGUCUGGCGAACCGUCUCCGACGCCGAGUUCGACAACGCGCGAGAAGGCAUGGAGAAACUCGUCAUGAACAGGCUGUACAACCAGACGUUCUCUCCUGCCAUCCCUCCUCCAGAACCAGCCUCACCGCGCAAAGGGCGACGCCGCCAAGAACCAGCCGGACCCGGGCGACGGGGCCAACACCAAGAAGACGUCGAGCGCGACCAGGUCCUUGCGCAAAAGGUGCGCAUCUACAAGUGGGUGCGCGAGGAGCAUCUCGAUAUCAAAGACGUUGGCGAAAAAGGCCGCAAGUUCCUCGCGCUCGCACAACAAGAACUGCUCAAGAUCAAAACGUACCGCGCGCCCCGCGACAAGAUUAUCUGCAUCCUCAAUUGCUGCAAAGUCAUCUUCGGCUUCCUACGAACCUCGAAAUCGGACCAGUCGGCCGACGCCUUCGUCCCCCUACUCAUAUACACAGUCCUACAAGCCAACCCCGACCACCUCGUCAGCAACGUACAAUACAUCCUCCGCUUCCGGAACCAGGACAAACUCGGCGGCGAAGCCGGUUACUACAUCUCCUCGCUCAUGGGCGCCGUGCAAUUCAUCGAAGGGCUCGACAAAACCUCGCUCACCGUGACAGACGAAGAAUUCGACAAGAACGUCGAAGCAGCCGUGAGCGCAAUCGCCGAGAAACACGCCCCUGAGUCUGCGGAAAUCCAUCCAGAAUCGGCUGCCGGGCCGGCGCAUCUGCACCCGAGUACAUCGAACCAUCGCAGAAUGCCGUCCCCGCACUACCACCACAUCAGCGAGAAGUCCUCGCCCUCGCGACCAGAGGUCAUAACCCGGAACUCGAUGGACGCGCAGACCGCAGGCCCACGGCGCUCGACUUCGCUGCGCAACCGCUCCAAACAGGAAUCUGACGACUCCCCCGAGGAAGAGAACGCCGCCGUGGCAGGACUGUUACGCACGAUCCAGCGGCCGUUGAGUACAAUUGGCCGCAUCUUCAGCGACACCGACACGCACGCGACUUCCUCUUCAGGAAGUUCAAUGCCAAGGAGCAGUUCCACCCCGCUCUCCCCUAAUGCGAAUCACCAGCAGCAGCCGGGGCAUGAGCGCUUCCCCGGCGCCGCUGCUUCCGCUGAAGAUGCAGCGGCGCGGCAAGCGAGCGCGGAGGCCGAGCAGGUGAGGAGAAUACAGGUGCAGGAGCAUAGGGUGGUGGUGGAGACGCUGACGGGCAUGUUCCCGCAGUUGGAUCGGGAUGUUAUCGAGGACGUCGUUCGGGAGAAGGAGGGCCGCAGGGUUGGACUGGCGGUUGAUGCCUGUCUCGCGCUCGCAAACCCUUGA